CAGUGACUGAAAAGUAAUCCAUCUGUGCAUGUGGUUUAUCGGGCAUCCAUCCAAAACGCGGUGGGCUGCGGUUAGUUGGGGCCGCACGGCUGUCAACUGGAAUUGGCUUGGCGACAACGCUGUGGGUUAUUCGGUGGUCUAUCCCCUAAAAAUGCCCCUGUCGCUCAAGCAUCCACCUUCAAGAUAGCGCAAAAUAUCAAUAUCUGCUUGAUGUUUGGGCCGUGGGCGACAUGCCCGAGUGCUUUGGCUGCCAUGCCUUCUAUAAACACGCAGAUGAUUUCUUACCCGCCUAGGUCUGGUUGCCUGCCUACCUAGUACCUACACACCUACAUACCCAGGCGCUCAUGUACAUGGGAAGAAUUCUCUGGCCAGUUGGCGGAGCCCCGCAUCCCCAAUAGCACUUCAGCCGGACAUGAAGGCCGACGGGACGGUCUUGAACACCUAUUGGACCUGGCGGAGAGGUUCACGACAGUUCCGACGAAGCGUGGCACAAGUCCCCAAGUCACCGCCCUUUCCAAAUCUCCAACGUGAGACGGCGGCUUGCUCCUGUGCGAUACGAUGAGAGUUGCAAUAUCAGCUCCUCGUCCUCGACGACAAGGGCCAGGAAGCAGAACCUGCCUACCCCAACAUGCUGCCUCACGCUUCACUAGUGACUCAACCCGACGGCUUGAAAGGGCGGUGUUGGUUACUUGGAGGCCUUGUGGGCAACCUAAGCACUCGGGCGCCUCCAGCUGUGGUUGGUUGGAACUGGUGGACUGGGACUGGGGCCACGGGCGACUUUCCGGAGAGGAAAACGGCAGGUCGAUAGGUGGCUGAAUGUGGCUGGCUGCUCGGUUCAUGUUGUCUCCACCCACAUGGCGACUUGUGUUGCGACUGCCUCUGAGAAAGCCUGGCGCCAGACCCGAACAGCAGUGACGGGCUGGGCUGCCUCCCGGAGUGCCUCAGUGUUGCCUGCCAUCAGCUGCUGCAGCACCCUUUCCUUAUUUGGGAUCACGCAUUGGGGUCGUUUUCACUUGCUCCUCCUCUUCCCCUCCUCAUUUUUAUCCUCCAGUCGCGCUACCUACUAGGUACCUCUGGAGCAGGCGGGACUUGAUAUAAACCGCCCAGACCAGCCUUCCUGCACAAUCGAAUUGGAUCGUCGUCGGCCUCGGUUGCUCAAUUCCACAAAACAUCACCGCUUGAGCGCUAUCUCACUGAUCCCCUGCCAAACCUACCCACACCCCCUCACACCCAGGCUCCAGGCGCAUCGAGAGACUACACGGGCGCAAGCGAUAAAAUACAUGGGAACGACUGAUGAGAACGAGCACGACUCGGUCGCAUUGAUCGCAAACUAGGAAGAAGAAGAAGCGCAAGAAAAAAAAGAAGUAAACCAAUACCUAGAAAGCGCAUCGAGUUGUAAGGUCAAGGCUCGACUGCGACCGCAGCUAUGAGGAUGGGAGAAAGCUCCCUGGUGGGAGGGACAGGGGAAGCGAGCGGCAGCGGCAGCGGCAGCAACAGCAGCGACCACCUUCAGGCUGGCGGCGACGACAGCACAAUCACGACGGCCGCCACGGCGACAACAUCGGCGACGGCGGCGACAGGCUCGGGCGCCGCGGACAGUCAAGCGACAACAACCAGCGCCAGCGCCACCGCCAGUACCAGCAGCAGUAGCAGCAGCAGCGGCAGACAAAGCACGGAUGCGGAGAACGUCGAGCGACGAGUCGGCGGCAACAGCGGCGGGCGGCCCGGCCGUGGGCCCCCAACUUCUCAUCUCGCCAGGCCUACGUCGCUGGGCGAGGCGAUGCGGGCACCUGGGACUCGCGCCCCCGACGUGCACGUAAUCGGCCAGAUGCCGAGUGACCUCAACGCGAGCCGCAAGGACUCGGUGCUGGACCCCAGAGAAGACCUUUGGCUGACCACGUUUGACGGCCGCUAUAAUUCGACCCUCAUCCCAAUCCAUGUGGGCGUCUAUCCCGAUGCCAAGACCUUCACGGUACACAAGUCGUUGCUCGAACGGGUUGACUUCUUUCAUAAAGCCCUUUGUGGUCACUUCCGCGAGUCCGAGACGCAGUCCAUCAGCCUCCCAGAGGAAGACCCUGCCAUUUUCCACCAUAUUGUCGCGUUUCUGUACGAGGGGCGCUAUGAGCCCAUCAAACCCAUCGCCUCGGAGCUGAUCCCCGAUGUCGACAAGGGAAAGGGCAGAGAGCCCGCCGAACAAAUGGAUACCGACUCGGACUCUGCCGAGAGUAUCCUGAGCAACAGCACUGCCCGUUCCCGUCGCCGGCGUGAGCGGCGGCGCAGGCGUGACGACCGCGCCUACGAAACCAUGCGCCAAAAGCGCCCCGGCGUGCAUCGGCCGAACUGCAACUGCCCUCAGUGUCUGAACGCUGGGGGCUCGCCCUGCUGGAACUGCAACGCCCCGCGCCAGCCUCCCCCUCCGGGCCCCCCGCCUCACAUCCUCCGGGCCGAGCGGGAGCGUGAGCGCCAGCAGCGGCACCGCCGCUACCGCCUCCAACCCAACGUCGUCAACGUCUUUCCGAAUGACGGCCCUAUGCCGCCCGUCGGCGGCAUGCGUCCCGGCUCGCCGCCGCCGCUCCCCGGAGGUCCCUCAGCCCUGGGCACCAUGGCCGAUCCCAACGGCGGCCGUAUCAAGGGGGAGGAUAUGCGGACGUGGCUGCUGACGUACGAGCUCAACAUUGACGUCUAUAUCUGCGCCAACAAGUACCUCAUGGACGGCUUGAAGCGAGCCGUGGCCCGGGCUAGCAUUGACAUGCUGGAGAGCGCCGGUUCCGAUGCGGCCCACCCCCACGUCCUGCAGCUUUGCCGCAGGCUUUACGACGGUCUGGGUACCGAUACGGAUCCUCUUCUGCGCAUGAUAUUUGCCCGUAUCGGCUUUCUCCAACCCGUCUUUAAUGCGCGCGGCGCAACGGUCGACGAGACGACGUGCUUUCUCCUUGCGAACCCCGACAUUGUCGCCCUCAUCUUGCGCGAGACGACGAGCCGCCGCGAGGAGGACCUGGGAUCUCGUGGUCUGCCGAGCAUGGAGCGCCAGUUCUACCUGGGAGGCGGUCCUGGCGCUCUCACUCCGGGGUCCGCAUAUGAUGGUGCUGGACACUUCUUCCAAGGCCGCACCACGUAUCACAACCACCAUUUCCAUGUUCCUCCGCGCCCGCCACGCUUCCCCUGAUUUCGACGUUGAACGUGUGCGCCUUGUCGCGGCCACUAGGAUCCAGAGACGUCAUGCUUGACCUCUCCUUUUUUUUCUUUCAAAAAAACAACAAAAUACUCGCCUUCCAACUGGGCAGUCACACGACCGGCCCAGCGCUAUGUUUUCUUCUUGCGGUCGAGGGAAUUUUGACUCGAGCUCAAAACGCGGCCGCAACCUGCGUUUUUCUUUCUUCAAAUUUCCUCACUUGGUGCUUUGUUUUCCUACCUGCCUUGGGAAUGCUAUGACUUCUAUGAUCUUGGUUUUUACCCGCCAUCUUCAGUUUCUCGUUAGCGAAGGAUGAAUAUCACGAUACCUCUCUGCGCUGGGUUUUGGCGCUGUUUGCCCUGCAUCUUUCGUGCCUGCCGUUCCUGACCCUGCGAUUGCUAUUUUCAUAAUUUCUGGAACUGUCUGAUUUAAUCCCGAAACCGCCUUUGCGUUCUUUUGCAAUAUGAUUGCGCCAGUAUUCUGGCCAUCUUUUACAAGUGAACACAGGCCACUUUCUCUUGACGAGGCAUACUGUCCAGCGGUGAUGAGUUCGAUUUAUCAC
Gaeumannomyces tritici R3-111a-1 is the source of this 3734-nucleotide messenger RNA. RefSeq lists its product as hypothetical. Gene Ontology annotation, molecular function: protein binding. Bases 1427 to 3166 code for a protein of 579 amino acids. The record is from RefSeq and is a predicted model, not a curated record. Lineage: Eukaryota; Fungi; Ascomycota; Sordariomycetes; Magnaporthales; Magnaporthaceae. The transcript is spliced from 3 exons.